Effrenium voratum is the source of this 1737-nucleotide messenger RNA. The record is from the annotation of a GenBank genome assembly. Lineage: Eukaryota; Dinophyceae; Suessiales; Symbiodiniaceae.
AUGUGGAAGCUUGUUUUGCCAGCUUUUCUCAGAUCUGCCAGCUCCAGUGCAGACUUGCACUGCUGCUUUGCACCGCUCAAUCAGCCUGUUGUGUUGGCAUGUGAUCAGUUCAGUGGCGACUUCAUCAGCGACGUGCCCUUUGCCUUCUUUGGCAACGUGUUGCCGGAGAACCGUGUUUGUGGCGCAGAUAAUGUGACGACUGGCGGAGUGCAAAUUGAGGGUCACUUGUCGACUGCUUGCACGGGCAAGCGUGUUUGCACGAUUCAGUGGUCAGAGUUCUCCUCGCUCUGCUCCAGUUGUUCUGAAUUGUUGUUGAGAUGGGUGUGUCACUCCGACUCUGCACGUCACAAGUCCAUGUCCGUCUCAGCAUUGCGGGGGCCACUGCGAGCUCAGGGCAAUGUAUUGGUGAACACACUGGGCCAAAGAGUCCGGCUUCAGGGAUUGAACUGGCCAGGGAUGCACAUUACGCAUGUGCCCUUUGGCCUGGACAGGUCUCCACUCCUGUCCAUCGCCUUGCGAAUCAGGUCCUUGGGCUUCAAUGUGGUGCGACUCACCUGGGAUGUGAACACGGUCCUCUCCAAUCCAGUGGUUUCCACUCGUUUGGUGGCUGCAAACCCUCGCUUGGUGGGUAUGCGCGCGCUGGAGGUCAUGGAAGAAGUCUUUAAGGCGCUGGAGCAAGUGGGCCUGGCAGUUUGGCUGGACAACCACAUGCUGGAGACCGAUUGGUGUUGCUCGUCCAACGAUUGCAACGGCCUGUGGUUCAACCAGGACUUCUCAGAAGAGGACUGGUUGGAGGCUUGGCGCACCAUGGCCCGGCGCAGCCGGCCCUACCCAGCUGUGGUGGGUGCAGGCCUGAAGAACGAGGUGCGUGCGGUGACCACGGGACUAAGCUGGGGCCAAGGCGCCUUUUGCAACGCCAGUGCCUUGGACCCUCGCAGCCCCUCAGAGCUCCAGAACGCGGUGGCACCCAGCUGGGACUCGGGGCCUGCCCAGCUGCAGUGGCUCAAGGCCGCGGAGCGCGCGGGCCACGCGGUGCUGUCGGAGAACCCCAGCCUGGUGGUGUCCAUAAGCGGCCUAGACUUCGCCACGGACCUGCGGGAGGCCAAAAACCACCUCCCCAACCUUCCAAGGGACAAGUUCGCCUUUGAAGGCCAUUCCUAUUCCUGGCAGUACUUCACCCGGGUGGACAAUGUUGCCAUACCGGGCCAGCUGUCCGGACCCUUCCCUGCAGAGGAAGCCAAAAACCGUUGCAAGGACCUCGGCACCAGCUGCGGUGGCGUCACAUGCACGUCCGAGGACAGCUGUGAGCUGCGUUCUGGGCAGGGCUCAGGACCCACUCGUGGGGCUACUGAGGCUCGGGGCCAAUUCAGCCACGUGAGGCGCUUUGAAUGGGACCUCAGUGACUUUGCGAAUCGCACUGAUCAAUGGUGGGGCUACCUCUCCAAGCAGGGUAUAGCGCCUGUGCUCGUCUCGGAGUUUGGCAUGGCGACAAGCUGGCAGGCAGAUGCCUCAGCCAGUCGAUGGUUCGAACAGCUCUCCAAGUACAUUGCAGAUCUGCCUGGCGGCUUUGAUUGGAUGUACUGGACACUGAAUGGCGAGCAGUCGGGAGGAACCUCACGCCAUGCAGGGGACACUGAGUCCUUCGGAGUUCUGAACCAUUGCAUGACGGCACCUGCUGGCGCAGCCCACAUAGAGGCUUUGCAAUCCUUGAUGACCGAGCGAGAACUUUUGAUUUGA